This is a messenger RNA of Aspergillus homomorphus CBS 101889, 3539 nucleotides long. Its product is annotated as putative Chromo domain protein Chp1p. Bases 345 to 3248 code for a protein of 967 amino acids. Gene Ontology annotation, molecular function: chromatin binding. Gene Ontology annotation, biological process: chromatin organization; negative regulation of transcription by RNA polymerase II. The transcript is spliced from 4 exons. NCBI's taxonomy places the organism in Eukaryota, Fungi, Ascomycota, Eurotiomycetes, Eurotiales, Aspergillaceae. The record is from RefSeq and is a predicted model, not a curated record. Gene Ontology annotation, cellular component: pericentric heterochromatin.
AGCAGAUGCAGUGCGCUGCAUGCAGCAGGGGGGUCUCGGAAGUACUCGAAUCUUCCUCACCCAAUAAAGGAGACCUUGUCCUCUGCUUGAUAUUCACUCCCCCAACUACAACCUGCAUCGGUCUGUCUCAAUCGGGAAAGGACUAUACACCCCACCACAGACCGAAUCCAACGAGAUCACAGAAUGAUAUAGGCACUUCAUUGCUUCAUACGGCUUGAGUCUGUGCUAGGACUCCGACUUAUACCGUCCGGUUGGCAAUUUACGACUCUGUCUGGCAACCGAGAUUCUCACCAUAAUAUCUUCUGUUAUUCUACAUCUAAUCUCCGGACUCAUUGCUUGAGAGUAUGGCUCACCGUCAAGAAGAUGACGAUGAUGACAUUUCCCUCACUUCGACGGUCUCCAGUGAGCCGAAAUCGGAGUAUGACGUCGAGGAAGUUCUAGCUGAGGGGCAAUUUGAGGACGGUGUCAGGUAUUUGGUGCAAUGGGCCGGUUACCCUCCUGAAAGGAAUAGCUGGGAGCCUGCCCAGGCCUUCACAAACGGCCAGACUAUGGUCGAUUGGCGUCGAAAAAAGAAAGCCAUUGCAGAAGGAAAGUGCAAAAAAUUCGAUGUAGAAGCCUGGCAGCAAUAUAUGGCAGAGUUAGAAGAAAAGAGGAUUGAACGCAAGCGCAGACGCGACGCUAAGAGACGAAGACUAAGCAGAUUAGCCGAUCAUGGGCGACGCCGAGCAUCAGCUGGAGUCGACCAUUCUUUACGAAGAUCUUCACCCCGGCUUCGCUACAGCGCUCAAGGAGUACAGGCACAGCAACGCGUUGCGCAGGACUUACCCCCGGUUUUGUUUGGUGGUGGCAAGCCAUCCCAAGCUCACCCGCAGCGUCGGAGUUCCCUCCAUUCGAACACCACAGGCAAAUGGUUUCCAAAUCUGUCAUCCAAGUGGUGGCACGAGAAGGCGAGAAAUAGGGAGUUGGAUCCUGAUAUCAAUCGACUGGACUUGAGACGGCCUUCGGAAUGGCCUGCCAACCCUCCCAUCGCCCAUAGGACAAGUGGUUCCUCAAACGUCACACCACCUCCGGAACAGACUCCAGACAUACAAUCAGCACCUUCUGGGCCCUCUCGGACAAGGUCUCCAGAAAAAGUGGAUGAGACCAUGACCGAAGUCAAUCAGCCAGCGGAGCAACGCAAGGAACGAGAGUCUGAAUAUUAUCCGGUCAAGAAUCCUCGAGGAGGAAGAAAUAUAAUGACAGCGUUCGGUGCACGAUUCGUAAGGUCUGGUGAACUUUUAAUUCGGAUCUUAUAUGGGCCGGAUAGGGAAAUUAUAGGCACAGCAAAGCUUUGUGGCUUGGAUACAUGGACAAGAAGUCAAGUUCUCAAGCACAAGAUAGGUCAUAACCUUGACAUCUGGUUUCAACAUGUCUAUACAUUGGAUCAAUAUCAGACCCUAGCCUCAAAUGCGAUGAACGCAGCGCGUGAUGUGGGUUGGAUCGAAGGGUAUGACGAUAGUUCACCUGAAAUUCGCCAGAUGUCACAGGAGCUUAAGCGAGAAAAUACUGUGGCUAUUUUCCAUUCCGAGAAGUCAUCUCUGGCGUUCUUCGCUUACCCUCCGGAUUCACUUGAUUUCCGGUUCCUUAGCAAUGUGCGGAAGGACAUUCCUGAGACAUAUCUUCAUGUUCAUGUUAGGGAAUUCCUAGGUUCUAUUGAGCAACUGCAACACAACGCAUAUGCUCAAGAGUUAAUACCACGGCAUAUUAAAACUGACACUGUCAAGGAGACCCAAAAAGUGAAUAAAUUCGACCACACCCACAAAGUGAAUAAGGUCGAUGAAUUCCAACACUCAGAGUUAUUCGAAGACGCCCGAAGCAGUGUCUCAAUCUCACUUGACACGGCCGAUCAAUCGGUAGAGAACACGUUGGAACGUCAUAUGUCCCCUAUUCGACCCUCAGAAGAGACGAUUGUAGAGAAGCCCAGACGACCAUCUUUACCUGACGACGUUCGAACACACCCUUCCUUUCCAACAGCAGAUACGUCUGAGGCAAUGGAGAUAGAUCACCAGGGACUGCCACCCGCUUCUGAAGAGGUUUCAUCCACUGGCGGCCCAUUUGACCUGAAGGCCUUCUUCAGAACGCAAUUUGGAGUGAAUUUUGAGACGUUAGUGAGAGUCAACGCAGGGAUCAACAAAACCCAAAUGGCACAGGCGCUAUACCUUAUGUUCCCGGAAGAUCCUGAACAUGUCAAAGAAUUCCAGUUAUUAAAUGAGUUCUUGAAGGAGUACAAACCAGUCGUGUAUUCAAGCCAGCAUGAGGACGAUUGGGAAAAAUUCGCGCGGACGGUCUCUUCCGGAGUUGUCUUUUUCCACGAGAGCUUUGCGUCGUUUCACGCACUUCCUUUUCUCAAAACUCUCCUCGGCAAGCCUGGUGUCGGGUUUUGGAGUGUCUCAUUGUCAAAGCCGCUCCAAUUCACGGAUCAGCCAUCCUGCUUUCAACGCAUAUUUCCCCACGGCUGUGUCAUCUUGUUGACCGAAGGAUUCAUGUUACAUGAGCCGGACGCCACGAUGAUCAUACUGGCCUGGAUGAGUGAUUGGGUUAAGAAGAAACUUCCGGGAAACUGGAAAAUUAUGUUUCGACCUGAUGUCCUCAACUGGGCUCUUCAGCAGUCGGAAACCAGUCCGGAGCGAAAGACAGGAAUUUGGUUGACCAUAUACCGCCUGAUCUUACAGCUCUGCGUUCCCCCCGCUUACGACACCCCCUCUGGCCAUGUGCUGCCAGGCUCUACCGAUGAAUUCUUUGAAAGCAACGUGAUCUCUCCGCCCGAUCUGCCUGGGUAUGGGCUUCGCACCCAGCAAGAAAGCCCCGAUCUACCUGUUGGCUCGAGUCGCGAAGUCCUCGAUACAGACCACCUGAUCGAAUUCUUUGCCGGAUGGGCCCUGGUCAACUCCCAUCUCUACCGCAAAUUCAUGGUAGUCACCUCGCAGAAGGAAUCGAGAUGGGAACAAUGGGAACACAUCGAGCUCAAGGCGGGCGCGAAGGACACUUUAGCUACCCUUAAAAUUGACCACAGGCACUACUGGCACAAGCUAGUUGAGAAGCGCAAUUCCGACGGAGAAGGACGGGUCCAGGCCACGCCGUUUACGCCGCGGACCCCCGGCGGCCAUCGUUCUGGGUCCACCGCCUCGGCUCUCGUUGAACAUAAUGCGUCGAAGGUCGCUCAGAAUUCUGCUUCGGCUCAGUUCAACUACCCUGAACCUUACCAUUAGUUCGAAACCUUGGUGGGGGGAUAUGUCUACUUCGAGAUCAAGCAGGGGCAAUCUCGAUAUCUGCUUGAAAGUCUUCAGCUCUUCAAGAGUUUCCAAAGCCAACGAAUUGAAUCGAGGACAAUUUUCCAUGCAAAUAUUUGGCGACCCUUGUUACAUACCUUAUCAGCGUGGAGUUUCUUUAUGAUGAUGCACAGAAUACCCUAUGAUUCUUUCACUAUGAUGAGUCCUUUUUUUCGGAGAUAUGUUGUCACCAUUGAGCUGUGGCUUUAAGCGUCCGCAAGGAAGAGUUAC